CUCCGCAGAUGCCUUGCAGAGGGCAAAGAGACUCUGGGGCACCUUGAACCUUUCUUUAAUGGGAACAAAAUCCAAAAUAAUUCUCUAAUCUAGUACUGUUCUCGAGAAGGUAGAAACAUGAAGAAUGGCUGGCAGUAUCAAUUUCUCUUGUCUGUGAGUUGCUUUCUGGAGAUUUUGACAUUGGUUACUGUUCAAGGGCAAACAAGAUUUCCAAUAACAUUCAGUUCCAACAUGAGGAUGGACCUCUGCCCAAGAACCAAGAUUGGCCAGGAUGAUCUACCAGGUUAUGACUUAAUUUCACAAUUCCAGCUUGAUAACGCUGCUUCCAGAGGCAUUAUCCAACGUCUAGAGGGUUCCACAUCUUUACAAGUUGCUUAUAAAUUAGGUACCAAAGCAGACUUCAGGAUUCCUACUAGAUCCUUGUAUCCUCAAGGACUACCUGAUCAAUACUCCAUUCUGACUACUUUUCGGAUGACGGGGAAUACAAUUCGGAAAUCCUGGAGCCUAUGGCAAGUUCUAGAUUCCUCUGGAAAAGAGCAAGUUGGACUGAAGCUUAAUGGGCAAGCCAAAUGUCUUGAAUUCUCAUAUAAAGGAAUUGAUGGAAGUCUCCAGACAGUUUCAUUUUUGGAUUUACCUUAUCUUUUUGAUUCCCUGUGGCAUAAAGUUAUGGUCGGUAUAGACAAGAAUUCUGCUACACUUUAUAUUGACUGUGCUAUGAUACAAACAUUACCCAUAAAACCAAGGGGGAAGAUCAAUAUUGAUGGCUUUACCACAUUGGGAAAACUGAAAAAUAAUCCUCAAAUUUCAGUUCCGUUUGAGAUCCAGUGGCUGAUGAUUCAUUGUGAUCCUCGGCGUCCUCAAAGGGAAACAUGCAGUGAACUCACCAUCAGGAGCUCGAUAAGUCAGACAAUCGUAAAGAGAGGCCCUCCGGGUCCAGAAGGCCCCCCUGGCCCCCCAGGCUCCCCAGGUGUUCCUGGCAUUGAUGGCAUAGAUGGAGACAGAGGUGCUAAUGGCCCCCCAGGUCGUCCAGGUCCAGAUGGUGAUGCUGGAAAACCAGGUGUCCCUGGAUUGCCAGGAAUACCAGGAGCUGAUGGAUUGACAGGACCUGAUGGAUCACCAGGUCCAGCUGGUCCAAAAGGACAAAAGGGUGAAGUGGGCUUGCCUGGAGGCCGUGGACUUCCUGGAAAGGGAACUCCUGGACCACCUGGUCCUCCUGGUAUAGGAGGACUUCCUGGAGAAGUGGGAAGAGUUGGGCCACCUGGUGAUCCUGGAAGGAGAGGUCCUGCAGGAGUGCCGGGACCUCCAGGGCCGAGGGGAACAGUUAGCCACCAUGGUGGAGAUCCGCUGUGUCCAAAUACUUGCACACCUGGCCAUCCAGGAUUUGCUGGAAUGAUGGGCAUGAAGGGUCACAAAGGAGCAAAAGGUGAGAGUGGUGAACCAGGAAAGCAAGGCUUUAAGGGAGAAGAAGGUGAACAAGGACGAAUAGGUGACAUUGGAGAUCUGGGGCCUCCAGGACCUCAAGGGUUAAGAGGCUUCAUUGGUAUUAUGGGCCCUAAAGGUGAUAAAGGUGCUCGUGGUUUUGAUGGAGAGCCGGGGCCUCAAGGUCUUCCUGGGGCAGCUGGUGAUCGGGGACCAAGAGGUUCACUGGGAGAGACAGGCCCCGAAGGAGAGAAGGGUCCACAAGGCAUUAGAGGAAUUACUGGACUUCCUGGGCCCAAAGGAGAAACUGGCUUACCUGGAGUUAAUGGCCGUGAAGGCAUACCUGCCAUGCCAGGAGCAAAGGGUGAACAAGGAAAACCUGGACCUCCAGGUGAUACAGGCAUUCAAGGAAUCCCCGGCUUAGCUGGCUCUGCUGGAGCAAAAGGUGUUGCUGGCCCAAAGGGUGAUGUUGGUUCUCCUGGGAAACCUGGCUUGAUGGGAAAUUCGGGCAAACCCGGAGAACAAGGACCACAAGGAGAACCAGGAUCACUGGGACCCAAAGGACCAUCAGGUAGCAGAGGUGAGCCAGGUCCUGCCGGUCCUCCAGGGUCACCAGGUAAAAUGGGUGCAGAAGGAGACACUGGACUGCCAGGUUUACCUGGGCCUCCGGGACUGCCAGGUGCUAAAGGCCAUAGGGGUUCAGCUGGUGGGCGAGGGCCAAAAGGAGCCCAAGGACCUGCUGGGGGAGAAGGAGAGUCUGGACAAAGAGGCGAUCUUGGUGACGGGGGUGUGCCAGGCCCUAAAGGAUCUGUUGGGAAUCCUGGUGAAGCUGGUUCACGUGGGCCAGAAGGAAACCGUGGCAUGCCUGGCGUAGAAGGACUUCGUGGGCCGCUCGGCCCCCGUGGUUUGCAAGGGGAACAAGGGCUUCCAGGACUGCCUGGCAGCCAGGGACCAGCGGGCAGAGAGCCGACUGAUCUGCAUAUUAAACAGGUUUGCAUGAGAGUAAUACAAGAACAAUUUGCACAGAUGGCUGCUAGUCUUCGGAGGCCUGAAUUUGGGGAUCCUGGCAUCCCAGGCCCACCUGGCCCACCAGGCUCCCCUGGACUUCCGGGACAAAGUGGCUUCCCAGGACAAGCUGGAUCCCGGGGGUCGCCUGGUCUUAAAGGCCCUCCCGGUGACACUGGGCCGAAAGGUCCCAAAGGGGACACAGGUGAAAAGGGGGAGAGAGGACUCCCAGGUCAAGGGCCCAAAGGCUUGCCAGGAACAACAGGACUCCCUGGAGAACCCGGCAAGCCCAGUUAUGGCACUGAUGGGCGAGAUGGUGAGAGAGGCCCGGCUGGAGCCGCUGGAUCCCCUGGUGUUCCAGGUCCUACUGGCCCUCCAGGUCCUCCUGGUUUUUGUGAACCAUCAGCUUGUACCAUGGAAGCUGGAUUACAAGGAGGGCCGAAUGUGAAAGGGCCAUGAAAAAAAUGCAGCAUUGCACUAAAUGACAGGACGUUUUGGAAGCCAUCUUUGAUCUGCAGAUAUCUACCAACUACCGAGAGAAGCAGUCUAGAAAAAUUAGAUUGUAAAAAAUACAGCAAAUCUUAUCAAGGCCUUGACAGAGCUAAAUGUUCUGGUUGUCCCCUUCGUCUGUUUCCUAAAACAAUACAAGACACUUAAAACAUUUCAAAAUGGUGCUUUCAAAGUGAUGCCAAGUGGUUUUCCUUUUUUGAAUUGUGACAAAAGGCAGCUGUUUUUCAGCUGUUAGUUCUUUGGGGGUUCCUAAAGUACUGUCUUAUGAAAUUAGAGUACAUAACAGCCAUCUCUAAUGCAUCAGAACAGUAAGUUAUCCCGAUUGCUUUCCUUUCUCCCUAGGGCCCAUUUUAGUGCUAUAAGUAGCUAACUUAAGUUUCUUUGCAUGUCACUGAGAUUUAGAUGUAGUCACCCUGUUUUUAAAAGUGCUAAUUUCUGAGGAAUAAGGAAUAUAUAUAGUGCUUCAGUGCCAGGUUUAUCAGGAAUAUGUCAGGUGAAAUAAACUUAGUUUUCUGCUCUAUUUGAAACAUCAGGAAGUUAAACCACUGUGAAAGGAUUUUUAAUCUUUGAGAACAGUUAAAAUUUAUAGCUGAGUUUAUUUAUUUAUAAGUACCUUAUCUCUGGUUGUAUACAAAUGAAAUAAAUAACAUUACUUAAUCCUUUAAAUUUUUAUAAAAGGUAAAUGAAAGUAAAACAAAGAGCAUUUUUUAUUUCCCUUUGAAAAAAAUCAAAGUAGUAAAAAACAAAACAAGUACAUAACAUCCUCCAAAAAUUGUAUUUUGAGUAUAGUUUUAUUUUUUCAUGAAACAGACAUCCAUUAUAAUUAUCCCUAUUUUAUGA
This is a messenger RNA of Crotalus tigris (Tiger rattlesnake), 3774 nucleotides long. It is a transcript of the gene COL9A1, whose product is annotated as collagen type IX alpha 1 chain. Bases 118 to 2883 code for a protein of 921 amino acids. The transcript is spliced from 38 exons. Lineage: Eukaryota; Metazoa; Chordata; Lepidosauria; Squamata; Viperidae. The record is from RefSeq and is a predicted model, not a curated record.